AUGGAUGCAAGCGAUGUUGGCCGCUAUGGGAAUCUUUCUUUGCUUAAACGCCUCGAACCUGACACUAUUAUUGCGUCGUACCCGAUCGACGAGCCAGAGAUGACUCUAGGACGUGACCCUAGCUGUAGUAUACGUCUCUACUAUCCUUCGGUCAGUGCUACUCAUUGCAAGAUCGUUUUCAACGAGGAUAACAAGGCCUUUGUGAUCGUCUUGGGUACAAACGGCGUAGUCAUAGAUGACUGCCCAGUCUUUCCUACAUCUGAGGAUGGGCCACCUACCACAGUUCCUUUGCCGAACAAUUCAACGCUUGAUAUUCACAAGAAACGUUUUCGCUUCGCUUACCCCCCAAAGCAUCUUCGUCCUGCCCUUGCUGCGCUCCCACCAACCCCUUCUGCUGCAGAUACACCCGGCCGACGACGUAAGGCACUUCGUAUGUCCAUGAUACAAAGCGCACAUGUAUUCACACCACGCCCGUCUACCGACCCUCGUGCGAAUCUACGUGUGCUGCAGUCACCACUGAAGGCUCCGUUUAGAGCCGAGGCACCACAACAGCUUGAUGACCAGGAGGGCAAAGAAGAUGAUAUCGUGCUUGUGGAGAGCAACCAUCCUUUAGUCGUGGAGUCAGACAACGAUUUAGUCAUUCUUGAUCAUGUCACCGUUAUCGACCCCCCUCAAUCGUCCUCUUCAUAUAUGUCACCGUCUUCAGUCCCCCAAAUGCCAGUCCCUCCCCAACUAUGGGCGCCUCCACGCACUCCCGUGCGCCGCCCUCCUCGUCCAUCGCUGCAUCGUGCUGUGCUUAUACGUUCUGCUCAGCGUGCGGAAAUGAGGAGAGAGAUGCAACGGGAAGAUGAAAUAGAGGCGGAAGAGGUCGAGGAAAGUAUAGUUGAAGGGGAGCAGCUAGCUAUGGAAGAUGUUCAAGAGGAGGACGAGGAUGGAGAGAUGCAAGAGUAUGAUGAAGAGAUAAGGGAGGGCGACGAACGAGAGCAUCGACGGACGCCAACGUCCGGCUGGCGCAAAAGCCUCGAAGCUGUGAAGAGUGGGCUGGGCUGGGCCUUCAGAGCUUCAUCGGUUGAACCUCGAUCCUCUGGGGAUUACCAGGAUAACGAGGGCAACGAGGGCGAAGACAGAGGCGAGCAUGAUAAUCAGUUCGUGAACGGCGAUGACGUGGAGUAUCAGGAUGAGCAUGAUGACUUCGACCAUGACACGAAGGACGAGCCACUAGGAGAUACAACCGGCGAGAUUGACGAAGAACUUGCACUAGAGGAUACUGUGUCUUCGCCAGUGCCGACAAAUCGCCCUCUCGGUCGUUUCAUGACCCCUCAGGCCAGUGCGCACAGUCGUGUUGGACGGCCAAUUAAGCAUGUGCGUUAUUCAAUCGGCGCAUUCACUCCCGGGGGGUUAGGUAACUCUGUCUUGGGUGCUUCGGGACCGCGGAGGGUCCGUGUUGUGGAGCCGUGGAAAGUAACGGAACUUGUUGUCCCAUCGGAGACUUCAAAUGCGAAGGAAGAUGAGGGGGCUGAAGUCGCGACCGUCAAAAUGGAGGAUAAACAUACCACUCACACGACACCUAUGAAACGGGAACGCGUCAGUGAGGAAGAGCGGAGGGCAAUUCGUGAACGCCGUCGCUCUGCCUUGGCCACUCCUGACACUUUUUUCAACGGACAAGUUCCUGGUUCUCGACGAACGACGCUCUUGCCGCCUUCGACACCGAUCAUUCCUUCCCUCUUUGCAUCCACGUCUACUAUUCCUAUUAAAGAGGACACGCUCCAGAGCACUUUUCUCAGUACGGCAACGAGUGACCCACAUCCGACGCCAGCACAACCGAACGACAGCACUUCCGUGAAGAAAGAGCACGAUGUUCAGGAAGAUACUGAAGUCCUCCUCGCGCGUAUGCGACAGAUGGUCGAGGGCGUUAAACGCAGGCAGGGUAUGGAAAUGGCAGUGGAGACACAGCGGAGAGUUUCGCUCAGCCCGAGGAAGAGAGGCACAUUCUCACUACUAGCAGGCCAGGAUGACGAUGAAGCAGGAAGUGAGCAGGAGAUCGAAGUCAUUGAAGAGGAGGACGAAGAUAAUGAGCAGCACGACGACGGCUUCAUGGACGGAGAGAAUAUGGCCGAGGCAGCCGUCGCAGACGAUGGUGACGAAGAAAUGGAAGAUUUGGCGGAUGGUCCCACCUCGUCAAGUCUUCUACCUCCCAAAACUCCCCGGAUGAAUGACUUGCGACAUUUCUUCUCGGUGCCAGCGGAGCCUUCCACGCCUAAAUUUACCGGAAUGCGCGAGCUCUUCCAGCAAGGACCUGAAGCAGGGACCCCUCAGAUGGAUGGCGUGCGGCAGAUGUUCUCACAAGGACGUCCCAGGGAAGGGAUGAGCGAUUCUGCUCUUGAAGGUGUCGGGGAGAUGCUCGCGACGCCCGUAGGCUGGCGUAUGCGGACCGUUCCAGAGCCUGUUAAUCCUGAUGACGAGCGGAAAGACGGGAGUGUGGAACAGGAAGUUGUAAUCCCGAAACCGGUUCGUUCGCGCAUGGUGCGAGGAAAAGCUGUUGCAGCAUCCUCAUCUGUGCCUCGGCGAACACCGCGAUCUACGGUGCACACGAAGGAAACUACAGGGAGCACUUUGGAAGCGGUUGCCGAAGAUGGAGUCAAUGCAAAUCUACUGGAUGCGAAGGGUGUGCGAACGGUCCAUCGCAGGACUAGGAUGCAAACCGGAGAGAGUGACCAGGAAAGCGCCAUGCUUCUCCCUUCCAAGACACGAAAAACAGCCAUUGGGGAUAAGCCUCACGAGCCACGCACGACUGAACCAAAGUCCUCCACUCAAAAGGUGGCGAGCGCGGUACCCAAUGAAGACGAGGCAGAUCCAGCCGCAAAGCCGAUACGUCGUACACGUAAAGCCACACACUCGCCUCCUUCGGUGGAAGACACAGCGGAUAGUGCUGCUAAAGCUGUACGACGGACGCGUGUUACUCGGACGCCGGUGGUGCCUGACCCGCCCUCUGGUCCACCGGCGAAACCUAGCACAGUAAAAAGAGGUGCAAAGUCAAAGCCGUUGGAAGAGGAGGAUGACGAAGCUGGCCCCACAGAGACAGUCCCGGCUGCAGCAAAGGUUCGGCGUACUGCGCGCAGCCGGAUUCCAGUGGGGGCGAUCAAAGAAGAAACAGACACCCCGAUUAUUCCGCCUGCCCCGCUGGCAGAAACGCGCGCGACGGCAGCGCGAUCAGCCCGCGGACGGAGGACUCCUGUACCGGUCCUUGGGAGCACUAGUAGGAGCACAACACGAUCUCAGCGUGCGACGACUAGUGCUGGGAAAAAGGCUGCAGCGGAAGAAUCCUCAGGAAAGUCGACGCCCAGUGCCGCAGAAGAAGGCGGAGAAGUAGUGGACAAGGAGAAUACACCAGAGCCACAAGGAGAGGAUGAGCCUGCGGUGGGCGCUACGGGUGUGAGAGGAGGUGCGUCAAAUUCGAAGGCCGCGGCUACGGUUAGGACAAAGGCGACAAGAAGCGCGACGAGAAGUCGUGCUGUGACGGAAGACCAACCAGCGGAAGGGGAUGUGGCGCCCGCUGCUGGGACGAGGACGGCGAGGACGAGAGUUACCACCCGCAGGACAGCCACAUAG
Messenger RNA from Fibroporia radiculosa, 3609 nucleotides. RefSeq lists its product as uncharacterized. The record is from RefSeq and is a predicted model, not a curated record. Gene Ontology annotation, molecular function: protein binding. NCBI's taxonomy places the organism in Eukaryota, Fungi, Basidiomycota, Agaricomycetes, Polyporales, Fibroporiaceae. The transcript is spliced from 6 exons. The coding region runs from base 1 to 3609 and encodes 1202 amino acids.